ACGCAGCCGUAAGCAUUAAAACCUGCCGGUUGCAGCUGCCUGAGUCUGAGAACUGAACUUAUUAAGCUUUUAGUAGCUUUGUAUGUUUUUAAAGUUUUGUGUUAGUGUAAAAACUCAGUGUCUGUAAGUGACGUUAUGUGAAAAUGUCGUUUUGAGUAAAGCGCAUUUCCGGUUUCUUCAUGUUUAAUGUUGCUUAGCACGGCUAAGCUAAGCUAAAAGCUAAGCUAAAGCAGAGAGAGGCUAACAGUGAUGGCGUUCCCGGAGCCCCGACCGCAGCCUGACCGCCUCCCGCAGCACCUUCUCCGGACUGUAGAGUGUCAACAAGGCGCCGUCAGAGCGGUUCGCUUCAACGCUGAUGGGAAUUACAUGUUGACAUGCGGCAGCGAUAAAAGCCUGAAGUUGUGGAGCGUGAGCCGAGGAGUCCUGCUGAAGAUGUACAGCGGUCACGGCUACGAGGUGCUGGACGCAGACGGCUCUUAUGAUAACAGCCAGCUGUGUUCGUGCAGUGCAGACAAGACGGUGGUCCUUUGGGACGUGGGGACUGGGCAGGUCACUCGCAAACUCCGCGGCCAUGCCGGGAGGGUGAACUGCAUCCAAUUCAACGAAGAGGCCACUGUAAUGCUCUCAGGUUCUAUAGACGGCACAGUGCGCUGCUGGGACACUCGAUCCAGAAAGAUGGAACCGAUUCAGACUCUGGACGAUGCACAAGACGGCAUCAGCAGCCUGAAAGUGGUUGAGCAUGAACUGCUGACUGGUUCUGUGGACGGCAGAGUGAGGCGCUAUGAUCUGCGGAUGGGCCAACUGCACGUUGACUACGUCGGCAGUCCGAUCACGUGUGUGUGUUACAGUCAGGAUGGUCAGUGCACCCUGAGCUCCAGUCUUGAUGCCAGUGUGCGUCUGUUAGACAAGAGCACUGGAGAGCUGCUGGGAGAAUAUACAGGACACAAGAAUAAAGAAUACAAGUUGGACUGCUGUCUGUCUGAGAAAGACACUCAUGUGCUGAGCUGCUCUGAGGACGGUCAUGUGUACUGCUGGGACCUGGUGGAGGGCUCAUUAACGCUGAAGCUGCCUGUGGGGAAAGCCGUGGUCCAGUCGCUGAGCUUUCACCCCACAGAGCCUCGCUUGCUGACAGCCAUGGAGGGGCGUGUCCAGGUCUGGGGGGCAGAGCCAGAGGAAGCGGACACGGCGGAGUGAGGCUCGCCGACGCAGGAGCAGGCAGAGGCGGAGAGCUUCUCGACUUUGUGCCAGCGGUGUGUGUUGUCGAGGAAGGCCAUGUCCUCGUGGCGAAUGGGGCGGCAGCAUGGCGUGGGAUGCCAGGUCUCAGCAGGGGGCAGAGCGCCGCUCAAGCGCAGAUUGGUGAGGGUGAGGUCGUGGUUGGACGGCACACGCGGGCACACGCCACUGCAGUACUUAAACAACACCGUUUCAUCCGAGUCGUAACCGAGUCCAAGGUCUCGUACCUGCAACACGAACAUGUGUAUACAGGAAACUGUAAACAUGUGCAUUAAUGUCACAGUGUACCAGUCAACUGAAAGCUCACUGCUGACUUCAUCAAUUAAAAUGUAUUAUCGUCAUUUCCUGCUGCUCAGAUCACUGAUCACGACGUCGCUGACUAAAACUAAUCCAGACAUCAAUCUGUUUUUAGCUCUACUGCUCCUCGGACUUUGGCUGUUACUACAGUUUUGGUGUUUUUAGCCUUUCAGGAUACAAGUGAAUCUUUGAGAGAACAAAACUUAAUAAUGGACUUUUUGUUAUAUAAAUAAAUAAUUUGCAACAAGACUUCUGUAAAAAGAUUUCCUAAUAAAUGUCUCCUCCCUCAGC
This is a messenger RNA of Tachysurus vachellii, 1821 nucleotides long. It is a transcript of the gene wdr83, whose product is annotated as WD repeat domain containing 83. NCBI's taxonomy places the organism in Eukaryota, Metazoa, Chordata, Actinopteri, Siluriformes, Bagridae. The transcript is spliced from 10 exons. Gene Ontology annotation, molecular function: protein binding. The record is from RefSeq and is a predicted model, not a curated record. Gene Ontology annotation, cellular component: catalytic step 2 spliceosome. Gene Ontology annotation, biological process: mRNA splicing, via spliceosome. The coding region runs from base 250 to 1194 and encodes 314 amino acids.